Molecule: messenger RNA, 1767 nt
Organism: Leptidea sinapis
Lineage: Eukaryota; Metazoa; Arthropoda; Insecta; Lepidoptera; Pieridae
Product: synaptic vesicle 2-related protein-like
Exons: 11
Coding region: 80-1588 (502 amino acids)
Biological process (GO): transmembrane transport
Cellular component (GO): membrane
Molecular function (GO): transmembrane transporter activity
Source: RefSeq, a predicted model, not a curated record
AAAGCCACGCGGGGCCGCUGCGUUUGUAGAUGUGUUGAGACUAAAUUAUUGUUAAUUGAUUGAUUAUAUAAUUAUAAAUAUGAACGAAAAUAAAAAAGUGGAUUUCGAGGAGGCUCUGGAAAAAGCAGGUUUUGGUCUCUACAGCUACAUGCUCACAAUAACUACGGGUCUGAUAACCAUAGCGUUUGUAUGUGUUGCGUACGGGACCACCAUUAUUAUACCGGCUAGCACUUGUGAGCUGGAAACAUCUGUUACUCAAAGAGGAUUCCUUGCUGCUGGCCCUAUUAUCGGUUUAAUCAUAGGUGGUUCACUAUGGGGAUAUAUGACGGACGUGUUCGGUCGGCGUUUCAUGUUAAUUAUCUCACUACUAUCGGCAGCUGGAGUCAACUCUCUGGCAAGCAUCUCUCUCAACUGGAUCAUGCUGCUAUGUCUACAGUUUCUAGCCGCUGUACUUGCUUCGGGGCAGUAUUUUCAAUCAUUGACCAUGCUGAGUGAGUGUGUACCGGCUAGGAAACGAAACAUGGUGGUGCUGUUAGCAUCCUGCUGGGCGCUUCUGGGUCAGGGUAUUAUGGCUGUGCUGGCAAUACCCAUCAUACCAUUAACAUUCUCCAUACCGCUUCCAACACUGGGUAUAUACUGGAACUCAUGGCGGACACUUCUGAUGGUGUACUCUGUUCCGAGCAUUGUUUCUGCUGUGUGGCUUGGCUUCAUGCAAGAGAGCCCAAAGUUUAUGUAUUCUAAAGGGAGAGUGGAUGAAGCUUUGCAGAUUUUACAAAAAAUACACAAAAUAAAUCAUUUGGGAUCACCGGAGGAGUUCGGGAUCCAGGCCAUUGCAAGGGAGACACCAGCUAAGAAUACGGACCAGAAUACCUCUAAGCAACAUUUCUUGCCACUAUUUAAGCCUCCGCUGCUCAAGUCUAUGCUGAUUAUAACUGCACUAUUCCUCUUUCAACAAAUAGGAUCAUUCUUGAUAUGGUUCCCGACGAUUACCAAUAAGAUAGUUGAGAUAGUCGAAACCGGUGAGGGUUCUGAUCUGACGCUGUGCGGUGUCAUCAAUGCCAGUCUUCACACUCCACCAGACCCAAAUGCAGUUCCAUGUUCAAUCAAUGUAACAUCAAUGUUGAUAGUAUUCGGUUUGGGAGUUGGACAUUCUAUUUUCAACCUUUUUGUGAGCAUUGUAAUCAACCGCGUCGGGCGCCGCAAUAUGGUAAUAAUCAUAGCAUCUGUAUGCGGCCUCUGCGGCAUUGCUGUUAACCUGGUACACAACGUAUUCGCCAGUGGGAUCUUCUUCCUUAUAUUCCUGUUUGGAAUCGUUGUAAUGGGACUGUAUACUGCAAUUGCAGUGUCGUUGUUCCCUACACAUUUGAGGGCGCUGGCAGUGUCUUUGAGCAUAAGUGGCGGUCGUAUUGGCACGUUCGCUACGGUGCAAAUUUUGAAUCAGUUACUGGAAAGUAAUUGUGAAGCAGGCUUCUACGGAUUCGCUUCUAUUUUUGCAUCAUCAGCAAUAUUGGCAGCUUUUCUCGCUGACGACCGUAAGGCACCGGAAAAAAAUCAAUCAAGAGAUUUAACAGAAACGAGUAAACUAUAAUCUAGUCAUUUAAUUUAGAACCACGUUAUGUGAAUUCUGGUAUUGAUUCCAAAUUUAGUGUUUACUUUAUGAUACUGUUAAUAAUGUUAUGAUUAUAAGUAGGUACUAAGUGGGUACCAUUUAGAAUAAAGUGUUAAUUAAUGUUAAAUGAAUGAAUAUUAAAUGUUUUAUAAACUUAA